AUGUCAAAUCCAGUCUGUAUAAGUAAUAGUACAAACGGAAGUAGUAAUAGUUUAAAUGGGGAAUCAGUAUCACCAAAUAGAUUGGGAUCAUCUCCAGGUUCGCCAAUUUCAAAAGCAUCAUCAUUUGAUUUAAAUGGUAAAAAACCUACCAAAAGUAAUGUUGUAAGAUUAUUAUUAAAUAGAACUAAUUCUGGAAGCAAUUUAUUAUCAAAAAGAAGAACUUCAGAGACAGGAGAUGAUGAUAGUAAUUCUAGUGUUGGUUUAUUGAAUAACAGUACUGGUAGUAUAGGUAAAAUGAAUACACCAGAAUCAUCACCCAAAUCAUCAUAUAUUCUAAGUAGUAGUAUUGGUAGUGGUGGUAGUGGUGGUGGAGGUGGUAGUAGUGGUAGUCUUCAAAAUUUAGAUAGUGCUAGUAAUAAUAGUAGUGGCCCAAGGAGUAGAAGUGGUAGUCUUGGUAAAAAUAAUAGUAGCCAACAAAAUAAUAAUAAUUUAAUAUUAGACCCAAAUUUUAAUAAUAUUGAUAAAUCAUUAUGGACUGUUAGAUCAUUAAAAGAACAUUCAAAUCUUGUUGAUAUUAUGGAAAGAAUUAAACCAGCAAGUAGAGCCAUUUCAUUUGGUCAAAUUUAUGCAAGUGAAGAAACUCAAUUUGAAUUUGAUCCAGUUAUUGGUCGUGAUAAUAUUUUACAAUUAAUUUUACAACAUUUACAAUUUGAAGGUUUAAUGGACUCUAGAAAAAUUUUAGAAGAGGAAGCUAAAAUUCAAUAUCCAGAAUAUACAUUCAAUGAAUCAAGAUUAGUCACCUUAUUACGUGCUGUCAUAAAAGAUUCUGAUAAAGUUUUCGAUCUAACUCUAAAUGAUAGAGAUAAAGAUUCUCAACAAAAAUUAGAAGAACAUUUAGCAUUCCUUGGUUUAUUCAAAGAUGAAUCUCAAACUAAUAUGGUUGAAGAUGUAAAUAUCUAUGAUGAACCUGAAAAUUCAAAUAUUAUAUAUGUAGAUGAAAAAGAUAAUGAUAAACCUUCAAAAGAUUCACCAACAACAGCAACAACAACAACGACAGCAACAACAAUUGCACCAAGUACAAGUAUUAAUAAUUUAUCAAGUUUAUCAGUUAGUAUAAGUUCAAAUAAUAUAAAUAAUAAUAAUAAUAAUAAUAAUAAUAUAAAUAAUUUAAAUAGUACACAAUUAAUUAGUAAUACACAACAACAACAAGCAACACCAAAUACACCACCACAAGGUUUAAAAUCAACACAAUCAAUUACAGGAUCAACUGGUACAUUAGGACCACAAGUUAAAGCAGCAUCAUUAAAUAAAUUAGUAAUUUUAUUAACACCAGAGAAUAAUCAUGAUUUAGAGUAUACAAAGACAUUUUUAUUAAUGUAUCAAUCAUUUACAACACCAGAGAUAUUAUUACAGAAAUUGAUUCAACGUUAUCAUGUACCACAAAAGGCAGGUCAAUCAGUUGCAGAAUGGAGACAACGUUCAACUCAUAUUCAACUUCGUGUACUAAAUGUAUUGAAAACUUGGAUCAAAGAUUAUUUCUCUGAUUUCUCUGAAAAGUUAAUACUUGCCAUUAAAUCAUUAUUGGAAUCAAUGAGACAAACUGGUAAUAUGUCUUAUGCAAAGGUGAUUUCCGAUGCCUUGAAUUCAGGUUUAAAGAAAAGUGGUCGUAAUAACACGGUUUUCACAGUUUCAGCACCCGAGCCUAAAGUACCUAAAAACAUUUGGUCUCACAAUUUAGACAUUUUCUCUGUGGAUGAAGAGGAGAUCUCUAGACAAUUGACCUUGAUGGACUUUGAAAUCUUUUCAAAUAUUAAAUCAACUGAACUUUUAAAUCAGUGUUGGAAUAAACCAAAACUACGUCACCGUUCUCCAAAUGUUUUAGAAUUAAUUGGUCGUUUCAAUGAAAUCUCUCAAUGGACUGCCACUUCGAUUCUCUCAUGGCCCAAGGUUAAAGACAGAGCUAGAAUCAUGGGUAAAUUCAUAAAGAUCGCUGAAUACUGUAUGAAGCAUUUAAAUAAUUUCAAUACUUCAAUGGCAAUUCUUUCCGGUUUAAACGCUUCCUCAGUGCACAGAUUAAAAUUCACAAAAGAGGAAUUACCAAGACACACUCAACAAGUUUACACAGAGUUACAAUUUCAUCUAAGUUCAGCCCAAGCUUACAAAGAGUAUCGUGCUUUAUUAGCCAAGGCUAAUCCACCAUGUUUACCUUAUCUUGGUGUUUAUUUAACAGAUUUAACAUUCUUUGAAGAAGGUAAUCCCGAUUUCAUUCAAGGUUUUAUCAAUUUCGGUAAAAGAAAGUUAAUCUAUGGUUCAAUCUCAAAUGUUCAAAGUUUUCAAAAUACAAAAUAUAAUUUACAACCUGUUUAUCAAAUUGCAAAAUUAUUAAAAGGUUUUAAACUUUUAGAAGAAAAUGAACUUUAUACAAGAUCAAUGUCUUUUGAACCAAGAAAUAAAGAAAGAAGUGAAAUUUUAUAA
Molecule: messenger RNA, 2475 nt
Organism: Dictyostelium discoideum AX4
Lineage: Eukaryota; Evosea; Eumycetozoa; Dictyosteliales; Dictyosteliaceae
Gene: gefI
Product: Ras guanine nucleotide exchange factor
Exons: 3
Coding region: 1-2475 (824 amino acids)
Biological process (GO): small GTPase-mediated signal transduction
Molecular function (GO): guanyl-nucleotide exchange factor activity
Source: RefSeq, a predicted model, not a curated record